Messenger RNA from Drosophila innubila, 691 nucleotides. Its product is annotated as succinate dehydrogenase assembly factor 4, mitochondrial. The transcript is spliced from 2 exons. The coding region runs from base 196 to 552 and encodes 118 amino acids. Gene Ontology annotation, biological process: mitochondrial respiratory chain complex II assembly. The record is from RefSeq and is a predicted model, not a curated record. Gene Ontology annotation, cellular component: mitochondrion. Lineage: Eukaryota; Metazoa; Arthropoda; Insecta; Diptera; Drosophilidae.
AUAAAGAAAUAAAGGCAGCGCACUAGCAUAAAGCCUAUAUAAACAACGAGCUCUUGCGCAUUUGCCACAAACGCGAAGAAGCCGAGCAAGUGACAACACUGUGAGAUACAACAAUAACAACAAGUAAUCGUAGAAAACUACCGGUACAUUGAAUAACUGAACUGCUGUAAAGAACAAAGCUUGAAAUUUGACAAAAUGCAAUCGAUGGCAAAACAAUCUCUGCGUGCCCUACCGCAAAUGGGCAAACAAGUGAGCUACCUGUCAACCAACACUGCCUGCCGGGCAUCAGCUGGCGGCAAUGACAGUGUAGUGGAGAUUAAGGAGCCCAAGACAACCUCGGAAAAGUUCAUGGCAUUCCAAAAGAAACUUCGUGCCAAGACGCCCUUGGGUAAAUUAGACGAGUUCUCGCGCCAUCCCUACCAGGAAAAGGAGCCACUGAAGCCCUGGCCCAAUUCAACAAAUCCGUACACAGGCGAAAUCGGCGGACCCGCUGGACCAGAACCAACACGCUAUGGCGACUGGGAGCGCAAAGGUCGUGUCUCUGAUUUCUAGUCCAUGUCAGCACAACAACAACAACAAACUGUUCCUUAGAUUGUAGUUAGGCCCGUUUUUCAAUGUUAGAUUUAAGAUUAAGACCAUAACAAAUUGUAUACUCGAAGCAUAAUUAUAAAAUGUAUAAAUAUAAUGUAAU